Messenger RNA from Acanthochromis polyacanthus (spiny chromis), 2343 nucleotides. It is a transcript of the gene ttc4, whose product is annotated as tetratricopeptide repeat domain 4. NCBI's taxonomy places the organism in Eukaryota, Metazoa, Chordata, Actinopteri, Pomacentridae. The transcript is spliced from 10 exons. Gene Ontology annotation, molecular function: Hsp90 protein binding. Bases 164 to 1342 code for a protein of 392 amino acids. The record is from RefSeq and is a predicted model, not a curated record.
CACGGAUUUCUAUUCGUGCAGUACCGCUCAUCCGCAUGUGUAAACAAGGCAACUUCUAGAAUAAAUGACGUUUCACAGCUGACAGUCCGGUUAUAGUAAAGUUUUGUCACAGUUUUAUAAGAUUUGAAACUGCAAAUAGCGUUUUAUCGUAUUUAGAUUCAAAAUGGCGCAGAGCGACAGCGACGAUGGGAUGGACGAGUUCAUGGACAGAUUCAAGAGCCAGAGGUAUAAAAAUGCCUUCACUGAAAACGACUGGGAACAGGAGUUCAACAAAAUCCCCAUGUUCAUGAAAACAGCCCCUGAGGAGAUUGACCCGCAAAAAUACCCAGAACUAGCCUGUCUCCAGAGCAUUAUCCACGAUGAAGACCGACCUCCAGAAGAGCAAGCCAAGUGUCUGAAAGAUGAGGGCAAUGCAUUUUUCAAAGAGAAGAACUACGAGAAGGCCGUGGUGUCCUACUCAGCAGGUCUGAAGAAGAAAUGUGGGGACCAGGAGCUCAACACUGUUCUCUUCACCAAUCGAGCAGCUGCACACUUCUAUCUGGGUAACAUGCGCUCUGCACUGAAUGAUGCUGCAGCUGCAAAGAAGAUCAAACCAGACCACCUGAAAGCCUUAAUCAGAGGUGCUCAAUGUUGUAUUGAGCUGCGUAACUUUCCAGACGCCCUCCAGUGGUGUGACGAGGCGCUCAAGGCCCAUCCGACUGACAAGAAGUUGUUGGAGCUGAGAGCAACAGCAGAUAAACACAAAAGAGCAGCGGAAAGAGAUACCAGGAAAGCUAAGGUCAAAGAAAAGAAGUUGCACGGUCAGAAAGAAGCUCUCCUGGCUGCUAUAAAGGAUCGAGGUGUCAAGCUCUUCCAGUCUGUGGAGCCUCGUCAGCACAGUUCAGACAGUGAGGAGGAGGAGGAGGAACGCUCUUCAGCAGCGAUAGCACAGCUGAGUCUGGACGGCCUCAACUCUCAGGAGGUCACCGGGGCUCAGGUCUUCCUGGACAAUCAGGGCCUUCUGCACUGGCCUGUUCUCUUCCUCUACCCCGAACAUCAGCAGAGUGAUUUCAUCUCAGCCUUCUGCGAGAACAACUGUUUCGUAGACCACCUGGCGAUCAUGUUUGAAGAACUUCCCCCCUGGGACACAGACAGAAAAUACCUUCCACAAAAUCUGCAGCUCUUCUUUGAAGAUGUGGAGAAAGAGAAACUCUACCAAGUUGAUCCAGAGAUGUCACUUUUGAAAACACUGCAGCAUAAAAGGUUUUUUGUGAAGGGAGGAACUCCCAGCUUCAUCGUGUUGGUUAAUGGCUCGUCAUUCUGGAAGCAGUUUUUAUCAGGAAGGAAAAUCCAUCAUUUGUAAAAACACGGGUCUUCAAUUCUUGGACUUUUAACACACUAGAUCCUUGUUUUCCAUCCCAAAGGACUGACUUACAUUUUUAAGGAAAAAUAAUCAGGCGAACAGGCUUUAUGUGGCACCAAAGUCUGUGUAAAUGAAUAUAUAAAGUGUGGUUUCUUGAAGAAAUCUAUUUGGAUGUUUUUUUCCUGUACAAAUGUAACAUUUCAGAGUGAAAACCAUGAAAAGAAAUUUUAUUCAAACACUUCAUGAACAGUCAAAACAAAAUGACGUUAUGAACAUGAAUUGAAUAGAGGGCAACAAAACUGGAAUCAUGCAGACAAAUGGUGUAAGUACUUGUAAAAACUGAAUAGAAGAAAGACAGCAAAGCCUCGUUACUAUCUGACUUCCUCCUUGACAUUUACAUGAUUUCAGUCCUUCCUACACAUACCACUACAUCAAUUCACUGAAUCAGUGUUCACAGUAAAGUCAAUUUAUUCUCAAAUUCUGUCUAAUGAUCCUUUAAGGAAGUUGGUUGGACCUCACAAGAAAACUUGUUCAUUCUUCAAAUCCUGCUCAUCAAACAGGGAAUCUGGGUCAUACUUUACAGAUGACUAAUGUGUUUCAGUGUUUGACAGUAAGUGACAGAGAUUACAGGACAGUACAGUAGUUAUGUAGGUGUCAGAUGCUGUUGACAGUGAGAGUGAGCCAUCUUUUCUCGUCCUGUAAUGCCAAUCUGCUACAAACACUGCACAAUAAACCUGCCAGCCAGGUGAGAGUUCCCUGAAGCUAUGUUUGUUGUCAGCGUGUCAUUAACAUCUAGGAUUACUGGGAAUUUCCUGGAAUUCUUUUACUUUGUCAAAGGUUCCUGUAGGUACCUGUAGUUUCUGACUUUGCUGCAUUACAUGAGGACUUUACAUUGACAAGAAAAAUGGAGUUUCACUUACUUGAACAGACUGACUCAACAGAACUUUUUCACACUUUAAAUUUUCUUUUUUUGAACAAAUAAAGUUCGUAAGUAGGCCAGA